Rhododendron vialii is the source of this 1656-nucleotide messenger RNA. RefSeq names its product 3-isopropylmalate dehydrogenase 2, chloroplastic-like. Gene Ontology annotation, biological process: L-leucine biosynthetic process. Gene Ontology annotation, molecular function: NAD binding; magnesium ion binding; 3-isopropylmalate dehydrogenase activity. The coding region runs from base 127 to 1344 and encodes 405 amino acids. NCBI's taxonomy places the organism in Eukaryota, Viridiplantae, Streptophyta, Magnoliopsida, Ericales, Ericaceae. The record is from RefSeq and is a predicted model, not a curated record. The transcript has 11 exons.
GUCGUGGCAGGAGAGUUUUAGAUCGUGGCAUUAUCUCCAACCGUACCAAAAAGUUAGGGGAGAAUAGCCUAUUGCAAGCUUCUCUCAAGUCUUAACUACGCUUUUCUGAGCAUUCGUAAAUCGACCAUGGCUGCUUCUCUGCAACUCAAUUUGAGACCAUUCAGACUCCAACAGUUCCGCUCCAAUUCUGUACCCAGACAAGCCCCCAAAUUCGCCACAAUCUGCUGCUCCGCCAACACACCUAAAAGGCGCUACACCAUCACCCUGCUCCCCGGCGAUGGAAUCGGCCCCGAAGUCAUCUCUGUCGCCAAGAACGUCCUCAAUCUCACUGGCUCUCUCGAAGGUAUUGAAUUUGGGUUCAAGGAGAUGCCUAUGGGUGGGGCCGCCUUGGAUUUGACUGGAGUUCCAUUGCCGGAGGAGACCCUUUCGACUGCAAGGCAAUCCGAUGCUGUUCUUCUCGGUGCAAUUGGAGGGUAUAAAUGGGAUAAGAACGAAAAGCAUUUGAAACCUGAGACUGGAUUACUUCAGUUGCGGGAAGGUCUCAAGGUCUUCGCUAAUUUGAGGCCAGCUUCUGUUUUACCACAGUUGGUGGAUGCUUCAACUUUAAAGAAGGAAGUUGCUGAAGGUGUUGACCUCAUGGUUGUAAGGGAGCUUACGGGAGGUAUCUAUUUUGGAAAGCCAAGGGGUUUUGGCAUGAAUGAAAAUGGUGAGGAGAUUGGUUUCAACACUGAGAUCUAUGCAACCUAUGAGAUUGAUCGUAUUGCUCGCGUUGCAUUUGAGACUGCUCAGAAGAGGCGCGGGAAACUCUGUUCUGUUGAUAAAGCAAAUGUCUUGGAGGCGUCAAUGUUUUGGAGGAAAAGAGUAAUGGCAAUUGCCUUGGAGUACCCUGAUGUUGAACUCACCCACAUGUAUGUUGACAAUGCUGCAAUGCAGCUUGUUCGUAAUCCAAAGCAGUUUGACACAAUCGUGACAAAUAAUAUUUUUGGUGAUAUUUUGUCGGAUGAGGCUUCUAUGAUCACAGGAAGUAUUGGGAUGCUUCCGUCUGCUAGUCUUGGUGAAGCGGGACCUGGACUAUUCGAACCCAUACAUGGGUCUGCUCCUGACAUCGCUGGACGGGAUAAAGCAAACCCUCUAGCAACCAUUCUCAGUGCUGCUAUGCUUUUGAAGUAUGGCUUGGGGGAGGAGGAGGCUGCUCUGAGAAUUGAGACUGCGGUGUUGGAUACUUUGAGUAGGGGGUUCCGGACGGGUGAUAUAUACUCGGGAGAAAAUAAACUGGUUGGAUGCAAGGAGAUGGGCGAUGAGGUGCUGAAGUCCAUAGAAACUGAAGUUCCCGCCACAGUAUAAAUUGGAACAAGAUGAACCCUAAAAAAGGCGCUCAUUCACAUCCAACAAUAGCUCGUGUACUCCUAUGAGGAUUUUGAGAAGGCGGAACUUGUGGUCAAAUUGAAGUACAUUGUGCUAAAUAUUUAUCCAGGGAUGUUAGAUACCCGAAAAUUCCUUGCCUUUUGCUUCCCUGAACCGCUAACCUUGCAAUUGUCUGCAGCACUUGGGAGUUUCUGUAGUUUUAUUUAAGAAUUUUUCCGGAAGGACUGUUGUAACAAUGACAUUGUGAUGCUAUCAUAGUUCAGAUCUAUUGGGAAUUUGCUUAUUUCGGCA